Messenger RNA from Penicillium verhagenii, 798 nucleotides. Its product is annotated as PWI domain-containing protein. Gene Ontology annotation, cellular component: spliceosomal complex. The record is from RefSeq and is a predicted model, not a curated record. Gene Ontology annotation, molecular function: RNA binding. NCBI's taxonomy places the organism in Eukaryota, Fungi, Ascomycota, Eurotiomycetes, Eurotiales, Aspergillaceae. Bases 1 to 798 code for a protein of 265 amino acids. The transcript has 5 exons. Gene Ontology annotation, biological process: mRNA processing; regulation of mRNA splicing, via spliceosome.
AUGGCCUCUCCCGUUGAUGCAAAGCUUCUUCGGAAGACCAAGUUCCCUCCGGAGUUCAGCCGCAAGGUGGACAUGAACAAAGUCAAUAUUGAGGUGAUGAAGAAAUGGAUCUCUGGCCGAAUCUCGGAAAUCCUUGGCAAUGAAGAUGAUGUAGUCAUCGCGCUUUGCUUCAAUUUAAUCGAGGGCAUUCGCUACCCUGAUAUCAAGGCAAUUCAAAUCCAACUAACCGGGUUCCUUGACAAAGACACGCCCAAGUUCUGCCAAGACCUGUGGUCACUGUGCCUGAGUGGUCAAGAGAACCCACAGGGUGUUCCAAAGGAACUUCUCGAGGCGAAGAAACUGGAACUUAUCCAAGAAAAGCUUGAAGCCGAGAAGGCUGCUGAGGCCGCUCGCCAACAAAGAGACGAAGAAGCCGCCCGGGAACGAGAACUAGGUGAUAUCAGAAACCGGGAACGUGGAAACCGUGGAAACCGCGGAGAUUAUGGACGAGGACAGAGAGGCCCUGGUGGUGGCCGUUCUCGUGAUGACCACUUUGACCGCCGACGAUCUCGGUCCCCUCGCAACCGCAGCCGUGACCGAUACCCUCUAACAGACGCCGUCGCACUCGUUCCCCUUCUCGAUCUCGGUCCCGAUCCCGAUCCCGAUCCCGGUCCCCCAUCUCUCCUCGUCGUUCAACUUCCCGCGAGCCACGCAACCGCCGUGAUCGAUCUCCUGAUCUCCCUCGUCGCCGAUCCCGAUCACCAUCCCGACCCUACGAUCGGCCCAUCUCUCCCGACUCGCGCAACCGUGGAGGAAUAA